CUCCCCCAACCCCCGACAAAAAAUAACCAAAUCUAAAUCGACUUGCCGCCGCUAGAGUAGAGUAUCUACCAUGUCCCGGAGCGGUUCCGGAUGGCUCGGUAAUCGCUGCUGCUGGGGACUACUGCCACUGCCACCGGUACUUGCCCUCCCCUACAUAACAAGAACUGCAACAACAACGGCCAUGACCUCGAUUUCGACCUCGACCCCACGCUGCGGAACCGAGGCCGCCCACUCCCUUGCUCCCUCACUCUCUCGCUCACUUCCUCGAUCACUCCCUUCCUCAUUCACUCACCCCACCUCGGACCGAAGCAAGGACAACCCAAACCAUCCAAUCCAAUCCAAUCCAAUCCAAUCCAAUCCAAUCCAAUCCAAUCCAAUCCAAUCCAAUCCAAUCCAAUCCAAUCCAAUCCAAUCCAAUCCAAUCCAAUCCAAUCCAAUCCAAUCCAAUCCAAUCCAAUCCAAUCCAAUCCAAUCCAAUCCAAUCCAAUCCAUUCCCCAAAUAAGAACCAGAUAAAUAAAAAAGGCACAGUUUCAGAUCCACACACCGCAGCAGCAUCUGCCAUCGGCGCCCAUAACCCGUUACCACUAGCAGUAGAUAUAUCAACUUAACCACUUAUUUCGCCUGGUCACUAGAAUUCACGCAAUACCUCCUUACUGCGUACCCAGAG
Tricharina praecox is the source of this 668-nucleotide messenger RNA. RefSeq lists its product as uncharacterized. The transcript has a single exon. The record is from RefSeq and is a predicted model, not a curated record. NCBI's taxonomy places the organism in Eukaryota, Fungi, Ascomycota, Pezizomycetes, Pezizales, Pyronemataceae. Bases 71 to 514 code for a protein of 147 amino acids.